CUCAGCUUUUGGCCGGUCUUUCAAAACCUACCUCUGGUUCCAUUUGCAUUCAGAAGUAUGAUGAGAGUGGAAAUCCAAUGGGUCUGUCGGAAGUGUUAGCUCCUCAAAGAGUUGGUAUUGUAUUUCAGUUUCCUGAGAGGUACUUCUUAUCAGAUACUAUACUUGAAGAAGUUACUUUUGGAUGGCCAAGGCAAAAGGCAGACAUUCCUUUGAGGGAGCAACUCACUUUAAAACUUCAGAAUGCCAUUAACUCUGUUGGUCUAAGUGCCAUUUCAUUGGAUAAGGAUCCACAGUCUCUCAGUGGUGGGUUUAAGCGGCGACUUGCUUUGGCAAUUCAGCUGGUUCAAACUCCUGAUUUAUUGUUGCUUGAUGAGCCCCUCGCUGGUCUUGAUUGGAAAGCUCGGGCUGAUGUUGUGAAUCUCCUAAAGGACCUAAAGAAAGACCACACGAUACUGUUUGUGAGUCAUGAUUUAAGGUAAUUUAGUACUGACCAUAUAAAACACAAUGCUUUUGUAUAGCUGUGUGCCACUAGAGCCACUAUUGAAUAUCUCAUGAUCGCUAUAUACUGGCUGUUA
Messenger RNA from Triticum urartu, 575 nucleotides. NCBI's taxonomy places the organism in Eukaryota, Viridiplantae, Streptophyta, Magnoliopsida, Poales, Poaceae. The record is from RefSeq and is a predicted model, not a curated record.